Molecule: messenger RNA, 1869 nt
Organism: Penaeus indicus
Lineage: Eukaryota; Metazoa; Arthropoda; Malacostraca; Decapoda; Penaeidae
Exons: 7
Coding region: 140-1411 (423 amino acids)
Source: RefSeq, a predicted model, not a curated record
GCUAGUAGUAUGAGCCGGCAGUUUCGGUGCGGCUGCGGUCCGAGCAACAGGUACACGCGGCGACUCCGGAGGCAACAGGUAGACGAGCGCUGAGGGCCUCGCAGAUUGUCGUGUUGUCAGCUUCAGCCUCGCUUUGACAAUGCUCAUCAUCUCAGGCUUAACGAUCUACACGCUGUACAUGAUGGUUAUGCAACAUAUAAACAGCGGAACGUUGCUUAAUCAAUCUCACAGUGCCAACGACACCUUGGUCCCCGGCAUCCCCGACAGCUGGCUCGAGGUGUGGGAUCCUCCGGUCGUCGCUGGCGAUGGAGACGACGUGGACAGACUCGCUUACAGGGUUCGAGUGGAGGCUGACUGGCCGGUGGUCCUCGGAACUUACAAGCACUUUAAGGACGAGAACUUCGAGGAAUAUCUCACGGUUUCGGGUGUCCCGGCUUUCAUGAUCUCCAUCAUCCUGAGCACGGUUCCUCUCGUCACCAUUCAGAAGAUUCCAGACGACAGCGAUUACUAUUAUGAUAUGGAUUAUAAUAACAUUAAGGAACUGGACAACGUGUACGGUAACCCUCCCGAGGACGUGGACACCGCCUUCCAGAUGAUGAUCAAGACGGAAACUUGGAUCAGAGACAUCGAUAUGCGGUUUAAGUUGGGACAAGCUUUCCAUCAUGUUGAAGCCGAUGGAUCAGAUUCUCAGAACACAUUCUGGUUCGUCGAGCCACGUGUUCUGCUGCUGGACAAGUACCGAGGAGAAGACCAUCACCGGAUUAUCUACCAGUUCGGAGUUGAUGGCUAUAAUGUGACGAUGGUGGAUUUAUCAAGAAACUUUACAGCCAAGAGGUUUUUCAACAGAACGCAGCCAGGGUCCUCUGAAGAAAAUAUGGAUGAAGCGACAGAAAACGGGAUGAGCGACAUGGAGGAAGAGAGCGGUGUGUCUCUAAAUGAAGGAGUGAUGGUGACCGACGGAGAGAGCUUUAAUUUUGGAACUCAAGCGCUCUCUAGCGACAGAAAGGAAAUUGUGUUAGAGGUAGGAAACGCCACAGACGAAGGUGGAUCUUGGCAGGAUGGGUGGGAAAAUGGUAAAGAAAACGGGACUCUGACAGAAAACGGAGAAGAAAAUGUAGAAAACGAGGGCGCUCCAGGAAGCGGGGAGACUCAUAAAGAAAGUGAAAUUGUCUUGCAAGAAAAUAGGGAUAGUAUAAACUCGACAGCAGGAGAACAGGAAGGGAAUAAAAAUAAUAAUGGCAUGACAAAUAGCGAUGGCGUCGAUAAAUUCCCUCCCGUGCCGGAGUCAAACUUUGAACUUUUUGAAAAUGCGACGAUUCUUGAAGAAGAACGCGCAAAUAACACCGACCUAUUCACCGGUCAAAAUUCCAAUAACCGAACGAUAGAUAUCAUAGAUAACGAUGAAAAAUGAAUUGAGAUGGAACGCGAUGGUAAUAGAGAGAUAAGAUUCCCGCAGAAUGUCGAAUCGAAUACAAAUAUCCCUCCAGAAAACGAGAUAAAAUAUUAGUGAAGAGAAUGAUCAGGCCUACAGUUCAGAGACAUGCAACCCUGAACUGACUGGCGAAUGAACAGAUUUAACUGACAGUUCCAUUACAAUAACUGACGACUCAUCCGGAAGCACUCGAGGCCUUGUUACAGUGAACGAUGGAUAUAACGAUGAAAAGGUUUGUAUUGACAGUGAUAUAGAGGUGAAUGAAAAAAGCAAUAUGGAAUAAUUCCAUUUUUUUUUCCACAUCAGCCGCGCAAAAACCUGUGAUGUAAAUACAAACCAUUUGAGAAGAAUUUAAUGAAGGUGUGAAUUAAGAGGCUAGUUAUUUCUACUGAAGGAAUCAUACACGAAGUAAAGGAAAGACUCUGGUGGAUUGGUCA